AAAUAGCGCACACAACUGUACAUCACAUUCGCAAAGACCUCCGUUCGCUGACUCCAGAAUUAGAUAUCCACGGUACAGCGCGCCCAGCAAUCAACUGCCUACGUAGCCAUGGCAACGGGAGGACACUGCUCAUAAGUCUGGGUAAUCGACGUUGGGAAAGGAACAGCCCGUGUACGUGCUGCGAACGUAAGUGCGGCUCCACCAUUCGCCUCUGCGUGUUUGUACGUGGAUAUGUGAAGUGCCCUUGCAACAUCGUCCAUAACACCAUUCUCAAUAACGAGGUACUCCAGAUCAUCACUCAUCAUGCAUCAGGACAUCCGGUAAUGAACUUCUUUGUUGUAAACAAGCCGCCCAGAGUAUCCAUGAGGAAUAAUGGGGGAGAGCAGAGAGGAGUACAACCAAAUUCUGUACGGUAACUCCAUAGUGUGGAUCAUUGUGAUUCCCGCUAUCGCCUUUGAGAAUGUGGUCUGCCUUCUGGCCAUCUCAACGCGCAAGCGCUGGAAGAGUCCCGAUGUCUUGCUCUUCUCGUUGAUUUUGGCGCAUUUCUUGACCCUGGUGCUGCCCAUGCUGCUGUACGCCGCCGUGCUCAUCAGUAAGUCCGAGUGGGUAGAGAGUGCCUGCAAGUUCCUGGUCUGGUGCUUCAUGAGCUUCACGAUCGUCAACUCGCUUCAGAUCAGCUUCCUGUCCAUGGACCGCGUCUGGACGCUCAAAUGGCCCAGCUCCUACCGGAUACACAACACGGCCAAACAGAGCAUGCGCACUGUGUCCUUCAUUUGGAUCUUUGGCCUGUCCAUCGGCUGCAUCCCCCUCCUGGGCUGGCCGGAUGACCCCAGUGUGACAUCGCUCUGCAGUGUCAUUCUCAACAUUGGCGGAUACGGCUACGCGCUGUGCAUUGUGGUUAUCAUUCUGGGCAGCUUCGUCGUCAGCUCCGCCUGUGUGGCCACCAUCCUCCUCCACCUCACCUUCCAGAAGCAGACGGUUGAGGGCGCCCCAGCCCCGGAAUUCAAACAGCCGAUUCCUGAGAUCGUCAUCGAGAGCGAGACCGGUGAAAGGACGUCAGCAGUUCAAGGGUCACGCGAGACGCAAAACCGGCAAAUCUGCCUGCUGGUAUCCGCCUUGGUGGUCGUGGAAUUUUUCACAAACGGCAUUCCAUUCGUGGUGAUUAACAUAAUGGCCCUGCAGAACAACUCCCAAAUGGCAUGGAUGCCAGCCACUGUUGUGUGGAGCGCCCUCUGUGUCACGCUGAUCAAUCCGGUCCUACUGUGCGUCAUCUGCCAGAGAUAUAGGCGGAGUUACGUGAAACUUGGCAUGUGUCUCGGCGAGGCCUGCGGCUGCGCGGACAGCAGUGUCCAAGACACUACAGUCGGCGGUAUUCAACGGCAAGAGACCAUCGAUUCCUUGGACAACUUCUCGGACGCCGAUGACGAACUGGGCAAAGCGGCCUCCUCCAAUUUUGGCGACUUGUCCUUCUCCAUUGACAUGGACGACGAGCAGGCCUUGGAAUACGGCAUCACGGCCUCUAUGGAACAGGACAUCCGAAGUCUGGAGAUGGCCGGAAUUCUCUGCCAGGACUCCAUUGACUUCGACAACGAGGCCUACAUCCAGGACGAAAGCAUAAAAAAGGCGUUGUCGUCCAAAGAGAGACGGGCCCUGUGGCUGGCCCAGAAGGCUUGCCGACGGAACAACCCGGACGCCCACCCUCAGGGAAACUCCGAAGAUGCCCUUCCAAAGGAGAACCCUCAGUUCCUGUCCGUAGACAGGGCCGACAGCCUCAGGAACCACCACCGGAAACUGGAACGGAACUUCAGGCCAAGGGAUUCAGGACAAGGUGGUGCGGCGCGAACCGGCAAACCAUCGAACGGCGAGGACACAGGACAGACCAUGCACACGGUAAAAGUUGAGAUAGAAAAUGGUGGAUUGAAUGUCACCAAAGCGGACGGGGGCAAAGGAGACGGGGCCAAAAAGACCACUGAGAGGUCGAAGCGCUCUAGCAAAAAGCAGAAAUCGGUUGAGGUGAGAGAGAAAGAUGAGGCGAGGGAGAAGCGCCUGAGGAACGGUGGUCUUCUUGGGUCGAAGAGCUGCGAUGUUGCCCUCUCGACAGGCACUCGAAAGACAAAGAAGAAACGUCGCAGCUCAGUUCCACAGGAAAAGGAAGAGACCGCGUAUAGCGUGAAGCUGUCACCGGUGAAAGGUCUAGGCGAGGGUCCCAGCCUGCGAUCGAACCGAUUUGAUAUCGUCAGGGAAAGGAUGUUGUCUGAAAUGUCGAGUCUUCACGGCUCGGGGGAGCUCUACGACAUUCCGGAAGAGGACGGAGAAGAUGUCCAGGAGACCAGUUUCGCUCCAGAGCAUGGCAAGCCGACGGAUCAACUCCCAGAGGAGCUCAUUCCGGACAAUACCUUCGAACAAAGCUCUUUCACGCCCACCAAGACCCCGAAGUCCAGCAAGAAACACAAGAAGAAGUCAAAGGACAAGCGAUACUCCAGGAAAAGCUUUGAGAAGAGCACCAGCAUCGAUCUUGAGGACAAUCCUCUGACUCAGGAAGAGGAGUGGCUGAAGAAAGCGAUUGAGAGGGAGGAGUCAUCCGGCCGCUUUGCCUUUGAGAAUCUGUCAAGUGAUACGGACACGACAGAUGGUGCAAACUCGGAGUACAGUGGUUACAUCUCCUCUCGCACCAGCAGCGUAGUGUCCAAAAUGUCUACCUUUCCGUCUAUUGACGCCUCGGUGGAAUAUGACAUGGACAUGAUUGUCAUCGAGCAGGUCAACCCCGACCGAGAAGCUCCUUGCACGGAUGAGGACGAUCAACCCUGCGCUUGCAAGGCGAGGGUGGACGUCGCUGAAGACGAAGUCACGCAGGAUGACGAGCCUCUUGCGAGUACCGAAGGAGCUACCAUGCAAUGCGAGACUCUGCCCAUGCACGAGACCUCGCAAGACCAUGCGAGCCCUGAUGACGGCACAGGAAAGGGCUCGUCGCCGAUCUCGCAAGAUUCGAAGGACAGUGGUGAAACCGAAAGCAUGACAAAAAAAGACGCAGUGGACCUUAUCAAGACAGGUUUGACCGGUCACCUUAGCGGGGAGAGUGACCCAUGGGCGAACCACACCGGGCGGCCCCGGGCCUACUCAGCAGGCGCCGGCCGGGCAUCCACCGCAAAGGACAUGCGAGAGAAAUACAAGAGGUCCCGGUCGGAGCGAAUCAUGCUGGAGCCCAUCAACUCAGACUCGUCGCAGGAGGUUUUAUACUUGUAACAUUAAGCCUUUAAAAAUGAAACUCUUGAAAUAUUUUUAUAAUGCACUUUAUCGCGAUUUGCAACAAAAUUGAUAUGAACAAAUAUUCAUCCAGGCAUUUUUCUUGAUUAAGCAUACUUUUUAUAAAUGCGUAAAAUUGACCAAUUUAAAUUUCUUUUUGUUCUGACAUUUUUGUACGAGAUAUAUCACGAUUUAAAUAAUUAUUAUUCUAAUAUGAGGGUAAUAUAAACAUUUAAGAGGCGUCUUUUGGGACAAUUUUAUUGGCGACGUGCGGAACCCAUUCACUCCGCAACGCAGAAUGACGGAUUUUAUCGAAAUAUUUGUGAGGUAUUGUUCUGUAAUCAUCUUACGUUUUGCACGAUUGUUCAGAAAUCUCCAACUUUUUGAAAUGAUGUGAUGAAAAAGGCUUUACUAUACUGUUUACUCGAUCUUGCGAUCGCCAAAUUUCUACAGGCUGUUGAUGUCAAAAUGUGCGCAAGAUAUGUGAGCCCAUUAAGAUAUUCAUGUUUGACUAAAAACAAAUAUGAAAUUAUAUACGGUCUUUCCCACUGUAGGACAUUUACAGAUAUUUUUAACAUUAAAAAAGUCGACAAGUGUCGCGCGAGGUGAGUAUCUCUCCUGUCGUGAUGAAAUGAAAAUCAACAAAUUAUCAAAGCGAUCUGUCGACUACUGUCAGUUUAAAAAAACAGUAAUACACCGGUGCGUCAACUACUAAAGUGUAAACAUGAUGUUUAAAAUGUUACUGAAUUGUGUGCGUUUAUGUAUGGCUAGAAAGCUGCGCUGAUAUUUGCUCAAAUAGCACAAGCUAGUGUGUCAAAUGCUUGAACUAUUUAUACGAUUACACUCGGGGCUUUAAAAAUAAAUACAUUUUACUUCUAUGAGAAAACAGCUCAUUGCAGCGCCACCUUCAUGUUUUCCCCCUUUUGAACGUAAAACAAAAAUACAUAUUCGAUGAUUACAUUGUAAAAUUCAUUGCCUUUUCGCCCAGUCUUGCCUACGUCUCCGUGCAAUAUGUUUUCGAAAACAAGUUCUGUAUGUUUUCUUCUUUUUAUUUACUUUCCCAUUUUUCCAUUUUAAUCUAAAUGUAUGCCUUCUCCAGUUUUCUCUUUUGUCGAGCCGAUUCUUUCUGAUCUUUUAAAAAUGGAAAUUCUAAAAUUGGUUUUUCUGUGGAGAAUAUGCCCGGUUGCAGAAGCAAACGCACCGAGUACAUUUGUGUGUGUUUUCUAUCAAUUUAAACUUUGCAUGGGAGAUUGCCUAUUUAUGACUUUACCGAAUUGUUAUGCAGGCCAUAGAGAUCAAUACCAAAAGCAUACUAUGUUGGUCCAACGUCGUUCCCUUGGUGUUGAGCAGUACGCUCCCACCACUACCUGCCUCUUCACCCUGGUAUUGGAUCGUUUGCAUAUCCGUUCUUAAGCUCUUGCAUUAGCUUCUACAUGUCACUUAGUGGUCGGUCGGUCGGUCGGUCGGUCUGUCUGUCCAAAAAAAUUGACCAAAAAUAUUUAACUAAAUAUUGACCAAAUGCCAUGACGUGGUCUAAAAUGCACUCUUGCCGAAAGUUUUCGGAAGACUAGCUUUGUUUCAGUCGAUGCGCAUGCGCGUCUAUUUUGCAUAUGAAGUGAAACAUUCCCAAACCGGGCCAGAGCUAACUGUGCACUUGCGCUUGCUUUUAUACCAGCGUUUGCUUUUGUAUGCGUUGUCUGGGGUAAAACAAAAUUAAUUCGUCGUAACAUGAGUUACAAAAACACUGGAUUAUUUUCCAAAUUGAAUAGUUUACAAUCUAAUUUCACAUUUCAUAUAAAUAUAAGCGAAAUGGGGGAACAAAUUAAUGAUUGUUAGUGAAAAGGUUGAGUGGAUGUAAUAACUCACAACAAAAUUGUGUUAAAAUACGCAAUAAACGUUGACCAAGAAAACAAGUACACGGGAUAAAUCCACUACUGUAUCAAAUCAGGAUACAGGAAGCUUCCCCUCCAGAGGCUGUUGGAAACGAGGUUGAAUAUAGCGUAACCCCUGGGGACGGGGUUGUACGUUGGUCAGUUUGAUUGUAAUCAUCGUUGUCACAAUACUUUUAGACUGAUCCAACUCGAGUACCCUGCACACUCCAAGCUAUAAAUCAACAACUAUACCCUCACGGGAAAUGCAGGAUUUCAGCUUGAACAAACAAGCCUUGGACUUGGAAUUGGAUGCGGGAUCCACUGUGGUGAUUUCUUUUGUGUCCGCAAUCCCUGAGGUGCUUAACAGUACAGAGCUAUGGGGAAACGGAGUUGACAAAUGCCUUUUUCUGUUUGUACGGCAGAGCCUAUUAAUAUGAAAUCAGCAGAUCACGGUCGUCGACAUGCAUGUAGUUCAAUUUUUGAACAACGUUUCCCGGUCUAAUAUGCUACAUCUUAUUAUUGUUCCCGU
Messenger RNA from Patiria miniata (bat star), 5643 nucleotides. RefSeq lists its product as uncharacterized. Lineage: Eukaryota; Metazoa; Echinodermata; Asteroidea; Valvatida; Asterinidae. The record is from RefSeq and is a predicted model, not a curated record. The transcript has 4 exons. Bases 373 to 3243 code for a protein of 956 amino acids. Gene Ontology annotation, molecular function: G protein-coupled receptor activity. Gene Ontology annotation, biological process: G protein-coupled receptor signaling pathway. Gene Ontology annotation, cellular component: membrane.